AUGGAGCCCCCCCGCGCGCGGGCCACCGUGGCCCCGGUCUCGCCCCCCGUGGACUUCGUCCUGGGCGCCGCGGCCUGCUGCGUGGCCUGCGUGUUCACCAACCCCCUCGAGGUGGUCAAGACGCGGCUGCAGCUGCAGGGGGAGCUGCGCUCGCGGGGCACCUACCCCCGCCACUACCGCGGGGUGCUGCAGGCCCUGUGGGCGGUCAGCCAGGCGGACGGGCUCCGGGGCCUGCAGAAGGGCCUCUCGGCUGGGCUGCUCUACCAGGGGCUGAUGAACGGCGUGCGCUUCUGCUCCUACUCCCACGCGGAGGACAUCGGCCUGACGCAGCGGCCGGGCGGGACCGUCGUGGCCGGAGCCGUGGCCGGAGCCCUGGGGGCGUUCGUGGGCAGCCCGGCCUACCUGGUCAAAACUCACCUCCAGGCCCAGGCGGUGGCGGCCAUUGCAGUGGGACACCAGCACAACCACCAGAGCGUCUCCAGCGCCUUUGAGACCAUCUACAAGAAGCAGGGGCUCCUGGGGCUGUGGCGAGGGGUGAGCGGGGCCGUGCCCCGCGUCAUGGUGGGCUCGGCUGUCCAGCUGGCCACGUUCGCUUCCGCCAAAGAGUGGGUCAGGACGCAGAAGUGGUUCAAGGAGGGCAGCUGGCUGGUGGCCCUGGCCGGGGGCAUGAUCAGCAGUGUCGCGGUGGCCGUGGCCAUGACGCCCUUCGACGUGGUCAGCACCAGGCUGUACAACCAGCCGGUGGAUGAGAUGGGCCUGGGCAAGCACUACCGCGGCUUCCUGGACUGCUUCGUGCAGAUCUCUGACAAGGAGGGUGCCCUGGCGCUGUACAAAGGCCUCGGCCCGGCCUACCUGCGCCUCGGGCCCCACACCAUCCUCAGCCUCCUCUUCUGGGACGAGCUGCGGAAGCUCACCUACCAGCACCAGGGGACCUGAACGCCGGCCGUGGAAACGCCACGCUUUCUCCUGCCGCCGAGGACGCUGGGACUGGGACUGCCAGCAGGCCCCGUGGCCGGCCGAUUCCAGGCAGCUCUGGGCGCCCGAACCGGCUUCGCCACGUGCCCGCGCCGUGGCCAGAGACCUGCGGGGCUGCUCCUGGGGGCGGAACGCCGCCGCUCUGCCCCACUCAGAUUAGGUGUGGCCGGGAAUAGACUUGGCAGCGCUGGCAAAGCCGGAAGCCCGCGUGGCACCUGGCCGGACUGCGACCGCCCAGCAGCUCCGUUGCUUCAUCCGGGACCUUCUGGGAGCAGACUUGGAGGGCUGGUGCCCCUCGCGCUGCGGCGUACCUCUGCGGGCGGAGAGUUAGUGCUGUGUGGACGGACCUCUUGCCGCCUUCCCGCGCGCCUCGACUCGACCCCAGACCCUGGCCCCGAGGGGUGUGCCGAGGGUCACCAGAUUUCCAGCCCUCCAGGAGCGAGCGGGUGCGAGCAGGCGUGGGUGGGGUGGGGUGGGCUCCGACCAGGCUCGGCCCUCCGGCCGGUGGCGUGGGGUCCGGGGCUGGCACGGGCCCCGCAGGGCUGCUGCCACCCUCGUGUGUCUCUCUGCAGAGGUGAGGAAGGAGGAGGCAGUAGGCAGGGCUGUGAUGGAGCAAAAGUGAGAGGAGGACGACGGGAAAGAGCGGGAGGAGAGGAGAGGAGAGGAGAGGACACAGUCGUGAAGUAAGUUGCGUCGAUCAGGGCCGAGCUGGAGACGGGGUGGUAGAGUCCUCUUCUGCGAUGAGCAAGCUGAGCGCCUCCCAGAAGGUGGGCUCAGGCCUCGGAAAGGUGGAGGGGGCAUCACCAGACGCCUCGCGUCAGCCCCUGGGCCGGGGAAGCGGGAGAAGGCACUUGCCGCCAUGGGGGAGCCCUGUCGUGGGGCAAAGGGUUGAGCCACCCAGAGGCCCGAGGAGCCAGACUGAGCCUGUGCCCGGUCCUUCGCGUCGCACACCUGCCCGGACCCAGAGCCUCUGCCGCUCAGCGGGGCCCGAGGGGCCGUCUGGGAGUCGUUGCCGCAAGCGGAACCCGGCCCUGCCCUGCUCGGGCUACCCAAAUAAAAGGCAGCGGUUUCCCGUGUC
Molecule: messenger RNA, 2053 nt
Organism: Varanus komodoensis (Komodo dragon)
Lineage: Eukaryota; Metazoa; Chordata; Lepidosauria; Squamata; Varanidae
Gene: SLC25A34
Product: solute carrier family 25 member 34
Exons: 5
Coding region: 1-936 (311 amino acids)
Source: RefSeq, a predicted model, not a curated record